AUGGAGUGCUCUAUCGCCAAGAAGAUAUGGGGCUGGUCAAAGGAGAACAAUCUUCACUAUAAGUUUAUGAUUAGUGACGGUGAUAGUAAAGCCUAUGCUAGUAUCUGGGAUACAUGUGGUUGCUGUGCUGAUUGUGAGAAAUGGGAAAACACCGACAAACGUUCAGCUGAGUAUAAGAAAUGGCAUGAAUCUAGGGGUUAUGUAGAACGGAAGAAAAGUCAUGAGAGUGGGAAGGCCGAUUGUUCCAGGGUGACAAAGUUGGAUUGUGUUGGGCAUGUACACAAAAGAAUGGGAAGUCAUUUGCGGGAACUAAGAAAGAAAGUAACCAAGCUGAAGGAUGGGAAAUCGGUGAAGGGAAGAAAACAUCGACUGACAGACAAAGUGAUAGAUAAGCUCCAGACAUACUAUGGCAAUGCAAUCAGAGCAAAUGUCAAACCUGGGAAGCUAACUGCACAACAGCAAAAGGAGCAAAUAUCCAUCAAGCAACAGGCUAUAAUGGCAGUUCUAUAG
This is a messenger RNA of Paramuricea clavata, 510 nucleotides long. Lineage: Eukaryota; Metazoa; Cnidaria; Anthozoa; Malacalcyonacea; Plexauridae. The record is from the annotation of a GenBank genome assembly.